AUGUUUGCAUGGGGUGCUAACAGCCAUGCCCAGCUGGGACUGGGAUACGCCACGGAACAGUGUGACAAACCUCAGCCGGUGACUUGUCUGCCUUUUCGGAACGGUGCCGAAUUGCGAAGCAUCGCUGCCGGCGGAGGGCACACAUUGCUGAGUACGGCCGAUGGUCGUCUGUAUGGUUGCGGAUGGAACAGCCACGGUCAACUGGGACUUGGGCACACGGAUGAUGUGCUCCUUUUCGAGCCGAUCGGCGAGUAUCGGUUCGAAAGCAUCUCGGCCGGAUGGGACGUUUCGGGGGGUAUCAAUGCACAAGGGGAACUGUACGUCUGGGGGUCCAAUGUUUGGGGGCAGAUUGACGUGCCAACUAACAGGAUCAUCACGAAGCCGAAAAAAUUAGUACUGCCCUGCCACAGUCGCGCCCUGAAGGUGGUAUUCGGGCUCCAUUUUACAGCAGUUCUAAUGGAAAGUGGGAAGGUUUGGUUUCUAGGGAAGUGUAAGGACAUCACAAGGCACUAUCCUCCCGAUGCAACUCAAUCGAUCUUUCCGGUAUGCUGCAUUGGCGAUAGAGGAAAGGUCACGGAUAUCGCUGGCGGGGAAUGUCAUUUGGUGCUCCUCUCGGAGGGCAACAGGAUUACGUGCUUGGGUAGCAAUAAGCAUGGUCAAUGCACGUACAACGAAACCACCAUCGAUGAUCCGCUACGACUGGAAGCUGGUUGGUCCCACUCGGGCUAUCUCACACGCAAUGGCGAAGUUCUGCUGUGGGGAAGGAACAAUUACGGGCAGCUGGGACGCAACGGUGACUCUUCGUCCGUUCCGGUCCGGCUCGACAUAGACGGUGGUACCGCUGUGCAGGACUUUAGUCUCGGUUCCCAACAUGGCGCAGCACUAACGGCUUGCGGUCGUGUGUAUUGCUGGGGCUGGAACGAGCACGCUAAUUGCGGAACGGCAGGCGAGGAAAAUGUAACGACCCCGAGGCUCGUCGAACUACCCGUUCCUGUGUCGAAAGUAAUUUGUGGUGCCGGCUAUACGCUUGCAUUCAUCUAGCACCUAUAAUGGUCAUUCAUAGUUGAACAACACUCAACGAACCUCGAUCUUGGCCUAAUGGCCGAACCGUUGUAACAAAGGCGAGUGAAACACCUUGAA
Anopheles bellator is the source of this 1140-nucleotide messenger RNA. Its product is annotated as secretion-regulating guanine nucleotide exchange factor. Lineage: Eukaryota; Metazoa; Arthropoda; Insecta; Diptera; Culicidae. Bases 1 to 1041 code for a protein of 346 amino acids. The transcript has 3 exons. Gene Ontology annotation, molecular function: guanyl-nucleotide exchange factor activity. The record is from RefSeq and is a predicted model, not a curated record. Gene Ontology annotation, cellular component: cytoplasm.